ACCCAUGUUACAACUUAGCCAAAACCUGCCCAUUGUCCCCACUUUUUUCUAUAAAAUCCUCCCCACUCCAUUUCAUCCCCUAAACCCUACUUAACCUCUUCACCUUCAUCAUCAUCAAACCCUCUCCUUCAACUUUAAUCUUCCUAAGAUCAUAAAAAAUGUGUUCCUCGAAACCGAAAUUGCAACGAAGUGUUAGUGUCUCUGCAAUGUCCGCGAAACUGAUCAACCAGCGUCCAGUUCUCCAGCCAACCGGCAACCAAUUUCCAAGCUUGGAACAAAAAAAGUCUCCUAAGAAAAGCUCCCAAGAAACUAAUGUUCCAACUCCUCUUCCUUCACCAGUUCCAACUACUAAAACUAAGGCCUCACUUUCUCCUCCUAUCUCUCCCAAGUUGCCUUCACCUCGACAGCCUGCGUUUAAGCGAGGUAAGGAUCCCAAUCAGCUGAAUUCUAGUGCUGAGAAGGUUGUAAUGACGCCUCGUUGUGCAACCAAAUCCACAAAUUUUUUGAAAAAAUCGAAGAAAUCUAGUGGCGUUGCACCUUCUGCUGAAAGUGUGUUGAAGAAUAUAUCGUCUUUGAUAGUAGAGGCACCAGGAAGCAUAGCAACUGCAAGGAGGGAGCAAGUAGCAACAAUGCAAGAACAGCGAAAGAUGCGAAUUGCACAUUACGGAAGAAUAAAGUCUGCCAAGUAUGAAGGGAAAGUUGUUCCUCUUGAUUCUUCACAACCGAAUGAUUUCAGUCAAGAGAAAAGGCGAUGCAGUUUCACCCCUAAUUCAGACCCAAUAUAUGUUGCUUACCAUGAUGAAGAAUGGGGAGUUCCCGUCCAUGAUGACAAUAUGUUGCUUGAAUUGCUACUGUUAACUGGUGCUCAAGUGGGAUCAGAUUGGACUUCAGUCCUGAGGAGAAGGGAAACAUUGAGGGAGGCUUUUUCAGGGUUUGAUGCAGAUGUUGUGGCUAAAUUUAGUGAAAAGAAGAUAAUAUUGUGUUCUGAUUCUGGCAUAGAUAUAAGCCUUGUUCGAGGAGCUGUUGACAACGCUAAGAGAAUUCUUGAGAUAAAGAGGGAAGUGGGAUCAUUUGACAAGUACUUGUGGGGAUUUGUGAAUCACAAACCAAUAUCUACCCAAUACAAGUCAUGCCACAAGAUACCUGUGAAGAACUCCAAGUCAGAGGCCAUCAGCAAAGACAUGGUUAGAAGGGGUUUUAGGCACGUCGGUCCCACUGUGAUUCACUCCUUCAUGCAAGCAGCUGGCCUCACUAACGACCACUUGAUCACCUGCCCAAGGCACCUCCACUGCAUCCCUUCACCAUCAUCACCCAUGAUUUGAUCACAACAGUUCUGAUGGAACACACAUGUUUGCUUAGAUGGCAUAGAAUAGCUAGGAAUAUCCAAAUUAUAGCAUAAUAAGCUUAUUCUCUAACUCUAGAUGUUUGGUUUGUAGUUUGUAAUAUAGUUGUUGUUUGUCUUUAAGCAAGGUAGAAAUUCUCUGUGCAUGAUGUCUGUUCUUUUCUAAAGGACGGAUUUUGCAUCAAUAAUGUAAUUUGCAACUUAUGGAAGACAAUCUUAUCUAUCAAUGUUAUCGACAUCUUAUCAAAAGUUGUCUGGUCCUUAAAUUCA
Malus domestica (apple) is the source of this 1612-nucleotide messenger RNA. RefSeq lists its product as uncharacterized. Gene Ontology annotation, biological process: base-excision repair. The record is from RefSeq and is a predicted model, not a curated record. Gene Ontology annotation, molecular function: DNA-3-methyladenine glycosylase activity. Lineage: Eukaryota; Viridiplantae; Streptophyta; Magnoliopsida; Rosales; Rosaceae.